ACCUCUCCCACGCGUCCCUCGACCCUGACUAACCUUAAUACUUUUACACUUAUAAAUUGAAGCACAUUCUCCUGCUGGAAUACAGAGGAGAAAACUAAUACAAUUUCCAUGGAUUGGGCAUUGGUUAUGUGGUUGUGGGCUUUGGUUUUUGUUCAGUACCAUAAUCAUGGUUGUCUUGGGUGCAUGGACAAGGAGAGGACUUCUCUCUUGGAAAUCAAAGCUUCCAUCAAUUAUCCGAAUGGGUAUUCUCUUCCUACAUGGGAGGAUGGGACUGACUGUUGGAGUUGGGAAGGAAUCAAGUGUAACAAUGCGACAGGUCAAGUGACUGAAAUUUCUCUCAAUUAUACAAGGGAAGACGAGUUGGGAGAAUGGUAUCUGAAUGCUGACUUACUUCUAUCCUUUGGGGAACUGCGGAGCCUUGAUUUGUCCGGGAAUUACCUCGCUGGUUGGGUUGAUCAUGAAGGUUUCAAUAGAUGGUCGAGAUUGAGAAAGCUAGAGCACCUUGACCUGAGCCAUAACUCAUUCAAUGAAAGCAUUCUACCAUAUUUAAGUGCACUCUCAUCCCUCAAGAGUCUGUCUCUGAGCAGCAAUUACUUUGGACUUCCACACAGAGGUGUUGAUGUGGAGUUUUCACCUCUUGGAAUUUUAUAUACAAGUUUUGAAAUGUUGUCAAGAUUGGGCAACCUAGAGCAGCUAGACCUAAGUUCGAACUGGUUAAAUAGAAGCAUUCUACCAUAUUUGGGCGCACUCUCCUCCCUCAAGAGCCUUGACCUAGGUGGGAAUAAUUUGGAAGGAUGCUUCCCCUCAAAAGAAUUGGCCAACUUGAGCAAACCGGAGGUUUUGAAUUUGGGACGUAAUCGACUCAAUGAUUCCUUAUGUCUGCAAGCGAACUUGAGCAAACUGGAGGUUCUGGAUUUGAGUUAUAAUCUAUUCGAUGGUUUUCAAAGCCUUCAAGCUUUGUGCAAUCUUGAGAAUCUUCAAGAACUGGAUCUUCGCGCCAAUGAAUUGGAAGGGAGCCUUCCACCAUGUCUCAGCAACUUGUCAUCCCUCCAACGACUUGAUCUCUCCCGUAAUAGACUCAGUGGGCAAAUCUCGUCAUCUCUCAUCUCAAGCAUCACAAUGCUCCGAUUCCUUUCUCUAUCUCGCAACCGCUUUGAAGGGCCUGUCUCAUUUAGCUCAUUUGCUAACCUUUCCAAACUUGAGUUUGUGGAACUUUCAGUACUGGAUGAUAGCUAUCCUGGGGCCGAUGCUAUAACUUAUCCCAAUCAGUUAGAGGUUGAAACUGAAUCCACACAUUGGGUUCCUAAAUUCCAGUUGAAAGUCCUCCACCUAUUAAACUGCAACAUCAACAAGCUGACUGGUACCAUUCCCACCUUCCUUUCCAGCCAACAUAACCUGAUAUCAUUAGACCUUUCCCACAACAACAUGAAGGGAAAGUUCCCAUCUUGGUUGUUAGAGAAUAAUGAAAGACUACAAAUACUAGACCUAGGAAGCAACUCCUUAACUGGCCCAUUCCAUCUGUCACCUCAUCCAAACAACCUGGAUACAUUGUUGUUGGACGUCUCCAACAACAACAUCUACGGACAACUUCCUGAAAGUAUUGGUUUCCUACUUCCAAAUUUACGAUUCUUAAACAUGUCUACAAACGCUCUUCAUGGUACCAUUCCUUCAUCGAUGGGCAACAUGACGCAACUGUCUUCUUUAGAUUUGUCAAGAAACAAAUUUUCAGGAGGAAUACCGGAGGAAUUGCCCAUGGGUUGCAUCUCAUUGGAAACUUUGAAGCUAUCAGACAAUGGAUUACAAGGCCCAGUGUUUCCCACUCAUUCCAACUUGAAACGGUUACAGUAUCUGUAUCUGGAUGGUAAUAGAUUCACAGGGAAGAUCUCAGCUGGUAUAUUCAAAAGUCAGCAUCUACAGAUUUUGGAUGUUGGUAAAAACAACCUAUCGGGUCAUCUUCCUAAACAGAUUGGGAACUUUACUGAAUUGAAGUUGCUUUCCAUGUUAGAAAAUCAUUUUGAAGGUUCUAUUCCAGUUGAGUAUUGCAACCUCCACAGUCUUUCCCUUUUGGACCUUUCCCAAAAUAGAAUUAUUGGGUCCAUACCUUCAUGCUUCAACCUGUCUUUGAGAUUCUUACAUUUGCAAGGAAAUGAGCUUACUGGAUUGAUGCCAAAUGCUUCAUCAAAAAUCUCCUCCCUUGUUACAAUGGAUGUCAGGCAGAACAACAUAUCUGGUAAUAUUCCAAAUUGGAUUGGUGCUUUUCCUAAUUUAAGGGUUCUUCUCCUUGGAGGAAAUAAUUUCGAAGGUCACAUUCCCCUACACUUGUGUCAACUGAAGAACAUCAGUAUACUGGAUCUUUCACACAAUAAUCUCUCUGGACCAAUACCGUCAUGUUUUGUUAAUAUGGCAUUCGGGAGGGCAGCAGAAAUCAAUUUUUCAACUUUUGUUGUCUCUCCAGGAACUUUCAUUGUCUCUGUAGUCACGGAUUUGCCUGGAUAUCGUAUUGCUGUUUGGGUGCCUGUUAAUGUUGCUUAUGUCUCAACAGAUGAGGAAGAAGUGGAGUUUAUAACAAAGAGGAGGUCUGAAACUUACAAGGGCGACGUUCUUUACUUUAUGUCUGGUGUAGAUCUGUCAUGGAACCAGUUAACAGGUGAAAUCCCACCUGAAAUUGGACAUUUAACCACUAUUCAUGCAUUGAACUUGUCCCACAAUCAAUUAACAGGACCAAUUCCAGAAACCUUCUCAAAUCUAAAACAGAUUGAGAGCUUGGACCUUUCUCACAAUAGAUUGAGCGGGGAGAUUCCUCCUCAACUAACUGAGCUCUACACCUUAUCUACAUUUAUGGUGGCAUACAAUAACUUAUCAGGUAGGACACCUGACAUGAUGAAGGGGCAGUUCAUCACCUUUGGAGAAACUAACUAUGAAGGCAAUCCCCUACUCUGUGGACAACCACUGAAGAGUUGCCUCAACACUUCUUUGCUACCAACUUCAAUGCCAACAACACCAGAUAAUGAGGAAGACGGUUAUGACAUAAUCUUCUAUCCAUGCUUUUCAGCAUCGUGCACCAUUGCGUUCUUGGUUUUUAUGGCACUUCUCUACCUUAACCGCUAUUGGCGAGGUCUAUAUUUAUGCUACUAUUUCGCUUUAAACAGCUACUAUUUUGCUUUGAAGAACCUUCGCAAGGUUUUCCCCCAGCUACCUGCAUAA
Messenger RNA from Magnolia sinica, 3204 nucleotides. RefSeq names its product receptor-like protein 15. Gene Ontology annotation, molecular function: protein binding. The transcript has 5 exons. Bases 109 to 3204 code for a protein of 1031 amino acids. The record is from RefSeq and is a predicted model, not a curated record. NCBI's taxonomy places the organism in Eukaryota, Viridiplantae, Streptophyta, Magnoliopsida, Magnoliales, Magnoliaceae.